Messenger RNA from Miscanthus lutarioriparius, 972 nucleotides. The record is from the annotation of a GenBank genome assembly. NCBI's taxonomy places the organism in Eukaryota, Viridiplantae, Streptophyta, Magnoliopsida, Poales, Poaceae.
AUGCAUCGGCGGCCGGAGUUCAGCUUCCCGGGCUCGCCGUCGCCGGCGCGCGGGGGGCUGCCGCCGCGGCCUCCUGCAAACCACCCGAUGGCGGCGCCGCGGUACGGGGACGACGAGGAGGCGCGGUGGCUGCAGGCGUCUCUGCAGGCCUCGCCGGACCCGGACUACUACAGCUCCGGCGGCUCGGGGUCGGGCACGCCGUCGCCGCAGCUGUGGGCGAGCCGCCCCGAGCACCACCACCACCAGCUCCACCGGCAGUACCCGGCGUCGGCGGGCAGCUCGCCGUCGCGGGCGCAGGCCAUCGCGGGGUACCGCCGCGAGAUGCUCGACCUCGUCCGGGGACUCCCCGAGUCCGCCUACGAGCUCUCGCUCCGCGACAUCGUCGAGCACCACCACCCGUCCCCGCCCCGCGAUCCUCCCUCUCCUCCUCAUCCACCGCCGGCUAGCACCGCCGGGGGGCGCCCCACGAGCCGCGCUGUCCCCGCGGGUGCGCAGGAGAAGAAGGACGAGCCCGCCGUCGCGGCCACGGCGGACGCCGAGGACGGCGGCGGCGGCUGCUCCAGGGGCAAGAAGAAGCAGGGGAGGACGCAGAGGACGGUGAUGCGGAAGCAGCGGAGCCGGAGCAUGGAGCGCAGCGUCAGCCUCGACACCGGCCUGCUCAUCAAGCUCUUCCUCCCGCUCUCCAUCGGCGGCAAGAAGAAGAAGGUCUCGCCCAAGCCCGACGCCGCCAAGGACGGCAAGAAGAAGAAGAGGGAGAAGAAGCAGGGGAAGAAGAAGGAGGAGGCGGUGGCGGUGGCGACCGCGGCGGCAGCGCAGCAGGAGGAGGAGUGGUGGACAAAGAGCGAGUUCAGCGAGGCCGGGAGCAGCAGCCGGACCAGCAGCAGCAACAGCAACAGCAGCGCCGCCAGCGUCAGGAAUGUCGUCAAUGGCGGUGCCAAUCCCAGAGCGCCGGCCAGGAGCUGGAGCAGGUAA